AUGGCUUCAACACACAAGGCCCACCUCUUGGACGUCUUUGUCUAUGGCCCUGACGAGGCACCGCCGCUGCAUGCCCUCGCUGGGUUUCCGUACUUUAUCUUGACCAUUGCCCAUGUCCAGCUCGGACAUUUUGUGUGGCUCCACGGCAUGGGCUUUACCGGCUGCGUGAUUUACACGCUUCUCUCGUUUGGCUCGAUUGUGCUCGAUGGCCUUGCCAACCCGAGCCUCGGGAAGAACCUCCAAACGCUCCGCUGCAACGGGUUCUCCGACACGCUCACUGCGACCCGCAUGUCGCUCAACUUGAUAUCGAACGUUGUCAUGACGUGGCUCGUCUUCCAAGAGCUUUGCGGUCCGGACGCGGUUGCCUCGACCUUGCGUCUCGGGUCGUACUCGCCGUACACGGUCGCAGCGAUUGCCGCCAACAUUGGUUUGACCGAAGUGCUCUUCUAUUUUGCGCACAAGUGCCUCCACGAGGUGCUGCCACGUAUUCAUUUGAUGCACCACUGCUGCUUUUACCCGACGCACUCGACCAACUUUAUCUUUGACCCGAUCGACUUUGCCUUCGAGCUUGGCAUGCCCACCGCGUUCUUGUUUGUCAACCAUUUCGUACUCUGGCAGCAAGAUCAUGUCGUGCUCCUCGUCUCGUACAUGAUUGUGCAGCAGUACUAUGCGUUGGACCACAGCGAUUUCCUCCAGCUGCACCAUUUCAAGCACCACGCACGACUCGACGACAUGUACACGGCGUACAUCAAGUACCACAACCCGCGCAAUACCAAGUUCGAGGCCGUGCGCAAGAUCAUGCAGCGCCCGGCCAAGCAUGCCUAGUUGUUAUCAAGAUGAAUGUCAUUUU
Messenger RNA from Saprolegnia parasitica CBS 223.65, 850 nucleotides. RefSeq lists its product as hypothetical. The transcript has a single exon. The record is from RefSeq and is a predicted model, not a curated record. Bases 1 to 825 code for a protein of 274 amino acids. Lineage: Eukaryota; Oomycota; Saprolegniomycetes; Saprolegniales; Saprolegniaceae.